UGUAGUUUCAACUGGUGCCUCACUCGUAUUAUCACAGAGCCUUAAAUUUUCGUAAGAACAAGUUUAUUCAAGUUUUGUAUUUCAAUCAAUUAUGCAAACUAUUUUUGUCCCAAGAUUAAAAAGAAAAAGUUUAUAAUAGAGUAAAAAAAAAACGAAGAUAAUAAUAAUAUAAGCAACAGGCAGGGUCAUGAUAUUUAUGUAAAGUUCAGUGAAAUAUACAUAAAUUAUGAAGUCCUAAAAAAUGAGACUUCCUAAGGAUGAAGCUUCAGAUAUUAAAGAAGAAGAAGAGGAAGCGGUGGAAAAUAAUCAGGAUGUAAUAGACCCUAUAAAUGAUGAAAAUACUAGUGUUCCAUUGGAUAUUGAUUUGGUAUCAUCAGCUCUUCCAUUGACUCUUUAUGAACGUUUCUUACAUACAAAGCACAUUGUAGUAAAUGCAAUAGCAGCGCAUCAUACUUUUAUGAUUUACGGUCGUGCCAAAGUUAUUCGAGAGUGUUUGCUCAAACGAGGCUGGGUUGAAAAAUUUUAUCGAAGGAAUAGUAAUGGUGAACGAUCGAGACACAAAAAUUUGAUCGCCCGUGCGUAUCGUCGCUCACGAACACGGAAUGUUUUUUCUGAUCAACAAUAUGAGCAGCAACAACAACAGGAGAGAAUUCAAUCACAUCCUCAACAACACUUUGGAGUAGAUUCAAGUCCUGUAGUUCUACUUUCUGGAAUCGGUGAUCUUAAGGAUGAGAAAAGUCAACAAUUGCUAAUUUCAAAAAUGCUUGCUAAUUAUACUGUUAAUUUUUUGUGGAAUUCUGGAUCAGAUUGGUCCGGAUGGCCAUCACAAGACAACAAAACAACUAUUUUCAAUCGAUAUUCCAGAGCAGGGUUUACUUCUAAGGUUGGAUUGUGUUCAAAUGUUCGACAAAUGCAUUGGUAUUAUGAACCGGGUGUUGCUAAUACUCUUUUUCCACGAUGCUAUAAUAUUUGUCAAGCAGAUCAUUUACAUGCUUUUAUUGAGGACUUUAGGCUCACUGCUUGUCUCAGUUUAUUAAAAUGGUUAGUAGAGAAAAUUGAUAAUGAGGGAGAAAGUAUAACGGUAUCAUCAUCUGGCUCAGUACCUUUGAAGGUAUUAGAUUUUGCAAUACGACGUUGUAGUGAUUUUAUUGCAGUUCAAUCACAUGAAGAUAUUGAUAAAGAAAGUGAACGAGUUUGGUCACAUCAAUGGGAUCAAUUUAUUUCUUGGUAUUAUAAAAUUGUACAUAAUGAAUCUAUUUUUCAUGGUACAGAUAUAACUUUUCAAAAGUAUAUCACUGCUGCAAAACAUAUCUUAAGAAGAAUAAGAAAAUACUGGCAACAAUUAGAUAUGGAUGGAAUAUUGAGUAUAUGGAUAUUAAAGCCAGGAAAUCGUAGUCGUGGUCGUGGUAUUGUACUGAUGAAUAAAAUUGAAGAUAUUAUAGCUAAAAUUAGUCCGGCAAAUAAAUCAGAUACACGCUACGUCGUACAAAAGUACAUUGAAAGACCGUUACUAAUAUACAGUACGAAAUUUGACAUCCGACAAUGGUUUAUCGUGACUUGCGCUCAGCCUUUAACAUUAUGGAUGUACAGAGAAAGUUAUUUACGAUUUUGUUCACAAGAGUUUCGUCUGAAUAAUCUUCAUGAAUCAAUACACUUAAGUAACCAUGCUGUUCAAUGCAAAUAUAAAAAUAGUCCAAAUCGUGAUAAAGCGCUUCCCAUUGAAAACAUGUGGGAUGCAACAACAUUUAAACAAUUUCUCAAAUCUCAAGGUCACAGCGAUGCUUGGGAUGAAUUAAUUUAUCCAGGAAUGAAACAAAGCCUUGUUGGUUCUUUAUUAGCUAGUCAGGAAGCAAUGGAUCGUCGAAAAAAUAGUUUUGAAUUAUAUGGUGCAGAUUUUAUGGUAAUGGAAGAUUUUUCAGUAUGGCUAAUUGAAAUUAAUAGCCAUCCAGAUAUGAGUUACAGUACAAAUGUAACAACUCGAUUGUGUAAGCAGGUCAUGGAAGAUACAAUUAAAGUUGUUAUAGACUUUCGGGAGGAUAAAAAUGCAAAUACCGGUCUGUUUGAGUUGGUUUACAAACAACGAAUGUCAAACUGUCAACCUUAUCUAGGUACUGCAUUAUCUAUUCAAGGAACACGUAUAAAUUGCAGCGAGAAAAAAUUAACUAGUGUGGAUACAAAAAUUAUUUCAAAAUUUCCAUCGAAUUGUAUAUCAAGAAAAAAACCUACCGAUUAUAAUCAUAUUGGACCAGUAAUUGUUGAUCUUAUUGAAGAAUUAGAGAUCCAAAUAGAUCACGAAUUACAUUCAUAUUAUAAAGAAAACACUUCGAAUGAUUCUAGUUAUUCAACACCAAUUAUAACGUCUUCUAUUGUUCCAUCACCACAAAAUUCACUAGCUCUUGCACCUGUUGAUGUUGAAGGCAAUCCUAGUCCUAAACAUUCAAAAACUUUUAAAAAUUUUGGAACUAGUUCUCAAAAAAUAUCGCCAUCUCGAAAUAUUCAGAAGAUAUCUAAAAGUAGUCGAAUUAGUUAUUCGUCACAGAAGCCAUUAAUGAAAUCAAAAAUUGAUAACGAAAUACUGAAGAAAUCUAAUACAAAACAAAAUAUGAUACCAAAAGCAACAAUCAAUCAACGUCAAUUAGCUAAAACAGCCGGUAAAUUAAGGACAGAAAAAGUUGCGAAAAAAUCGAAUGAGGAUGAAAAGCUUAUGGAAAAAACUAUGCGUAGUGCUAUAAAUAAAUAUAAAAAGUAUGACAUCAUCCCUUUAGAAGUAUCGCCACUGCCAUCGCUUAUAACACCACGAAAAUCAGGCAACCGCAUAACUAGAUCCUUUAUUAAUAGCAAGAUAAAAAAUAAUUCGAGUGCUAAAAGAAAACAAAAAACAUCAGAAAUUACAGAUAUGUACGCUGUGGGUCUCAGUUUAACUAAAUGAAAUUUAAUAAAUUUUUUAAAUUCUCCAUCUGUGUAUAAGUAUCCAUUACUAUUAAGAACAAUUAUAAAUAAAUUCAAUGACUGUAUAAAACAUCAUUUAUUUACAUCACAAGCAAACAUCAAAGAAUUUCAUUCAGCAGUUACCCAUUUAUUAUAUUAGUCCGCAAGUCAUUAACACGAAUAACAUGACACAAUUAUAUAUUUACUUCAUUAAAACUUUAGAAAUAAAAAAAAAUAAUAAGUUGUACAAAAAUGUCCUACAUAUAUAUAUAUAUAUAUAUAUAUAUAUAU
Molecule: messenger RNA, 3219 nt
Organism: Microplitis demolitor
Lineage: Eukaryota; Metazoa; Arthropoda; Insecta; Hymenoptera; Braconidae
Product: tubulin glycylase 3A
Exons: 12
Coding region: 242-2929 (895 amino acids)
Biological process (GO): cilium movement; protein polyglycylation; cilium assembly
Cellular component (GO): cilium
Molecular function (GO): protein-glycine ligase activity, initiating
Source: RefSeq, a predicted model, not a curated record